UCUUGUGUGGUUCUUCUUUCUCUCUCUAUCUAAUGAAUGGGUCCAUUUCAUUCAUCUCCACUUCUCUGCAGAAGCUUUAUUUUGCCUUUUUAAAUUCUCUUUCUUCCUUUUAAUUUGUUUCCAGACCCAUUCUUGUGUUUUUUUCUAGCUUUAAAUCUUGUGAAAGAGAGAGGAGUAAGUAAGAGUAAGAUCAUGAAUAAUCUUGCUAAUCUCAGUUUCUUGGGUUUUGGGUUCUUAGAAAAAAUCCCACUUCUCUGUUCAUGCAUAGAAAUUAAACCACUUUUUUGUAUUGGCUUUUUUAUUUUUGUGGUCUGAGAAAAGUGAGAUACAUAAUGCAUACUUAACUUUUUGGCCUUGUUCUUUUUGUUAAAGAAGAAACAAAAGUCUUGUACCACUGUUUUUUCUGGCUUUUGAAAACCCUCUCUUAUGGACAAAGUGAAACCAAUUAUUUCAUGUGAACUUUGCGUUGCAAUGGCUUGUUUUGGGUUCUCUGGGGAAUAGCCUACAUGUUGUGUCUAUCAGAAUAGAAACAAACCAACUUUAUCUUUUGAGUGUUGCAAAUAUUUCUCGUGUCUGGGGAAAUCGAAUAAGUAUCUGCUUGACACUUCUCCACCUUUUUACUUCGUUUGUUACUGAUUAAGUUUUGUGCAGAAAUCUUUAUUCUUUGUAUUGGACCUGUUGCUGAUAUCUCCUCCUCAAAUGAACGGAAAGGUCCAUAUUUCCUGAAAGCAGAUAAUCAAGGCAUAAAAAGAAUGGUGACAAGGACAACGUAGUAUCUACACCAGAAAGCAUGUCAGUACGCUCAGAUCUCCGCUGAUUUUGGUGGUAUAAGUUCCCAAAGGAGUAAAGUUUGCCAUUCCUUUAGUUCAGCUCCUCUGGCCUAAUAUAUGAUUGAAGCAUAAAAAUCUUUGAAUGAUAUAGAAUCUGUUAUGAGUUCAUGGAAAAUGGAAUUAUCAAUGCUCCAAUAGAUAUAGCUACCCAAAAUUCUGUUGUUAUGGAUGAAAUUCCAAAUUCAGUGGUAGGAUCAGAUUCAUUUGACUUUAGCAACCAAAACCACCUAAACCGAGCAUUGGCUGGAUUUCCCAUGCUUUCAGCUUUGCAGGGAGAACCUAUCGGUGAUAUCCACACUAAUCUUCCUGCAACAAAUCAUUCCAGGGUUUUUGAUUGUAAUGCAUUAGUUACAUCACUUGGAAGAAACGCCAUUAGAGAUGUUUCACUGGGCAUUGAUAAUAUUGACUUUCAAGAGCAUUCUGAAAGGGGAACGCCCAUUUCUUCCGCUCCACUUUUUAAUCUUUUGGCAGCAAGAAGUGGUCUUCCAGAAAAUCUAAACAAUUUAGCGAUUUCAGUACCUUCUAUCUAUCCAGAAGAUCAUAGAAGUAACAUUGCUAAUGACUUCUCCUAUGAUUUAAAUUCUUCAUUUGCAACCUCGAUGAACUGUGCUUAUGAUGAAGUGCUUGGCAAUAUGAAUGUUAAGGGGGAUUUUGAGAAGUCUCAUGUUCCUCCUGAGUUUUGUGGAAAAAUCCCUUUGCGGACAGGGUUUCAACCAUUUUCAUCUGUGGGAAACCUGCAUCCCAGUGGCUGGAUUUCAACAGGUGCACAUGUUACCCCAGAUUGUCAUUACGAUUCAUCUAUAAAAAGUAAUGAGCUGUCUUUAAGUCUUGCCACAUCCCAACCUCCUAUAAUUUAUGGAACAAAUAUUGGUGAUCAGUGCUCUGAGAUAAGCUGUUCUGGUGAAACUCACCAUUACGUGAAUGCAACAAAGUUGGAGUCAGAACAUUCAUCUCACAACUCCAAGGAGCUUUCUCUAAGUUUUGGUUCUUGUGGACCAGCUCAAUUCUCCCAAUUAAUUUCAGGAUCGAAGUAUCUUCUUGCAAUUCAGGAAAUACUUGCUGAAAUUGCAAGCUAUUCGCUAGAAAAUCUAGAUGAAAUGAGUUACUUAAAUGGUGAAAGGAAGAGUGGGCCAAAAAUUCCAUUCUUUUCGAGUUCCCCUUAUGGGAAAGGGAUGCCACCAAUGGAUUGUGAUGAAAAUCCAGAUAUUGAUGGUGGCUUUGGGGCUCAGCUUGAUGCCUCAUUGCGGAGACGAACUAUUGAAGCCAAGAAAACUCAAUUGCUGACUUUACUACAAGUGGUUGAUGAACGAUACAACCAAUGCUUGGAUGAGAUCCAUACGGUUGUAUCGGCAUUUCAUUCUGUGACAGAAUUGGAUCCUGGGAUGCAUACUCGUUUUGCUCUUCGUACAGUCUCUUUCUUGUAUAAAAACCUGAGAGAGAGGAUCAGCAAUCAAAUCCUUGCAAUGAGUGCACAUUUUGAUGGUGAAUUCACAAAAGGGAAGGAAAAAAGUUUUGAAGAUUCGUUUAUCAAGGAGCAAUGGGCUCUCCAACAGCUAAAGAAAAAAGAAAAUCAAAUAUGGAGACCCCAAAGAGGGUUGCCCGAAAAAUCUGUCUCAAUUUUACGAGCAUGGAUGUUUCAAAACUUCCUUCAUCCGUAUCCCAGAGAUGCAGAGAAGCAUUUACUUGCGGUGAAAAGUGGACUGACCCGAAGCCAGGUAUCGAAUUGGUUUAUAAAUGCUCGUGUUCGAUUAUGGAAACCGAUGAUAGAAGAAAUGUACAGAGACAUGAACAGACGAAAAGCUCGGAGGGAUGAUGAAGGAGCAAACAGCAAUAAUCGGAGGCAUUUAAGUUUGAGCAACCAAAGAUUUAAGAUGAAUUGA
Messenger RNA from Pistacia vera, 2710 nucleotides. RefSeq names its product homeobox protein ATH1. The record is from RefSeq and is a predicted model, not a curated record. The coding region runs from base 938 to 2710 and encodes 590 amino acids. The transcript is spliced from 5 exons. Lineage: Eukaryota; Viridiplantae; Streptophyta; Magnoliopsida; Sapindales; Anacardiaceae. Gene Ontology annotation, molecular function: DNA-binding transcription factor activity, RNA polymerase II-specific; RNA polymerase II cis-regulatory region sequence-specific DNA binding. Gene Ontology annotation, biological process: regulation of transcription by RNA polymerase II.